GUUUUCAUCCACUGGAAGAAAAAAAAACGGAAAGAAAAUAGUAGAGGGUUUCGCGUUUCAGACAUCUUGCAGCACUCAAAUUCAAUUGUUUUUGGGAGCAUCCGCAUACUGGAGAGAAGGGAAAUGGGAAAUCCACAGAAGUCGAGUAGUUGGAGCCAAAACCUUCAUACAGCGGCAAGGUCCGGUGAUCUAACUGCAGUACAGUCAAUUCUCAGCUCCAAUCCUUUGGCCGUCAAUUCUAGAGAUAAGCACUCCAGAACUCCACUACAUUUAGCAGCAUGGUCUGGGCAAACAGAGGUGGUGAAUUUUCUGUGUAGCCACAAGGCUGAUGUUGGUGCUGCUGCUAUGGACGACAUGGGUGCUAUACACUUUGCUGCCCAAAAGGGACAUUUAGAGGUUGUUCGCACUCUCCUUUUAUCUGGGGCUUCUGUCAAAGCUUACACUCGCAAAGGCCUCACUCCACUGCAUUAUGCUGUUCAAGGGGCCCAUGUAGAGCUUAUCAAGUAUUUGGUAAAGAAAGGUGCAAAUCUCAGUGCGAAGACAAAAGCAGGGAAGACCUCAUCUGAGAAAGGAGGUCUGAAUGAAAAACAGAAAGAUGAAGAAUCUGAUCCAAAUACAUCCCUGCAGGAAGAAGUGAAAUCGGAAGGUGAAGCUGCAAAUUCUGGGAAUGAUAAACCGGCUGAAGAUGGAAGUCUGAAGAGGAAGACAGAAAAAGAUGAUUCUGAGGAAGCGUCAGGGGAACGGAAAAAGCCACGAGUUGUAUUGAGUCAUCUUCUAAGUGCUGAUGAUACGCAAGACGAGGAAUGAAGCUUCUAAAGGAGACUAGUAUGGUAGAAUGACUUUAAUCAAGCAGCUAACUGCUAUACUGACUCAUAUCAACAUGUAGCUCUUUGUACUAUGUUAUAUAAUUUCAUCAGUUAAUGAUUGUUGAAAAGUAUAUUGGUUUUUUUUCUUUUC
Prunus mume (Japanese apricot) is the source of this 957-nucleotide messenger RNA. The record is from RefSeq and is a predicted model, not a curated record. Lineage: Eukaryota; Viridiplantae; Streptophyta; Magnoliopsida; Rosales; Rosaceae.